AACGUGGCGAUUCGCCGGAACUCUAGAAGGCUGUCAAUCGCUCAACCUACCGAGUGGUGAAACAGCCAAUACAAUCUACGACACAUAAACCCUGGUUGCGGAUCAUUUGCUCUUAUUUCCACCCUUAUCACAACCACUAUUUCAACCUCAGGCCUCCCCACCACCCCACUCGCUUUGAUUCAAAGGACAAUAAACAUAUUCAAGACAUUGCGAUUGGGGCGACAAAGUCAUUUAUAUACCCUGACACCUGUCUGUCGACAUCGAACUAUGGCAGGCUCCGAAGUAAAUGAAGACACACCUCUACUCCGUCGCUUCUCCACUCCACCAGUCUUUACCCAGUCUGGAUAUUCUGAACACAUGUCUGACAAGACAAAUCUCGAGUCGCAAUAUAGCACAUCUUCUUACACUUCUCCCUUCUCCACCAUGUCCACAAAAUCUGAAGACUCCUCCCGCCCACCACGAAUGCCCCAAGCAAUAGCCCACCGCGGCUACAAAGCAAAAUACCCCGAAAACACCCUCGCCGCCUUCGCCGGAGCAAUUUCCAUAGGCGCCCACGCCGUCGAGACAGACGUCCAUAUAACAAAAGAUGGCGUGGUAGUCCUCUCCCACGACAACACACUAAACCGUUGUUUCUCCCGUCCAGAAAAGAUCAUAGACUGUGAUUGGGAAUUCAUAGCUCCAUUGCUCACAACAGAGGAGCCCAAGCAGCAUAUGCCACGUUUACAAGAUUUACUCGAAUUCCUGGCCGCGGAAGAGAGGAAGCAUGUUUGGGUCUUGCUGGACAUAAAACUGGAUAAUAAUCCUGAAGACAUCAUUCGUCUCAUCGCCGCCACUAUAACUUCCACACCCGCUCUGCCCUCUCACCCUUGGAGUCAACGAAUUGUUCUAGGUUGCUGGGCUGCAAAAUAUGUCCCCCUGGUUGCAGAAUACUUGCCAGGGUUUUCUUGCACACAUAUUGGCUUUUCCCUCUCCUACGCCCGUCAAUUCCUGCAUCAGAAGAAUGUAGGCUUCAACAUGCUCCUCCCCAUCCUGAUGGCCCCCGGCGGCAAAAAUUUCCUUCACGACGCCAAAAAAGCACAAAAACCAAUAUUAGCAUGGACGGUCAACCAAGUGCGGAAAAUGGAAUGGUGCAUCCGAAGAGAACUCGAUGGUGUGAUAACAGAUGAUCCGAAACUUUUCCUCGAGGUAUGCAGGAAUUAUGAUUCAAAAGCAAUGGAAAGAGGAUUGAGUUGGAGGGAGUGGGUGGAUGUGUUGAGGUUGUGGGUGUUGGCGACGAUAUUUGGGUGGCUGUAUAGGAAUAGAUUUGCAGGGAGGACGAGGAGUCAGGUGCAGGUUGUGUGACUCGGGGCUGAUGGCUGGAGGGUGAGGGAGAAGAUGGAUUGAGAUAUUGGAAGGAUAUAUUUUUCUUUUGGCACUUGCAUUUGCCUGCGUUACAAGGAGCAUCUUGGGGUAAUGUCAUUGCAUUGGCGCACGAAGC
Aureobasidium subglaciale EXF-2481 is the source of this 1477-nucleotide messenger RNA. RefSeq lists its product as uncharacterized. Gene Ontology annotation, molecular function: phosphoric diester hydrolase activity. The transcript is spliced from 2 exons. Bases 268 to 1341 code for a protein of 357 amino acids. Lineage: Eukaryota; Fungi; Ascomycota; Dothideomycetes; Dothideales; Saccotheciaceae. The record is from RefSeq and is a predicted model, not a curated record. Gene Ontology annotation, biological process: lipid metabolic process.